Messenger RNA from Solenopsis invicta (red fire ant), 1836 nucleotides. RefSeq lists its product as uncharacterized. The transcript is spliced from 10 exons. The record is from RefSeq and is a predicted model, not a curated record. Gene Ontology annotation, cellular component: plasma membrane. Gene Ontology annotation, biological process: detection of chemical stimulus involved in sensory perception of smell; sensory perception of smell. Lineage: Eukaryota; Metazoa; Arthropoda; Insecta; Hymenoptera; Formicidae. Gene Ontology annotation, molecular function: olfactory receptor activity; odorant binding. Bases 48 to 1235 code for a protein of 395 amino acids.
UUAGCAUUUUACAGUCAGACGCGUCUUACUGCUUAACUUAUAAAGACAUGAUUUCUUUAGAAAUUCAACAUUUUAGUCUAAAUCGAAUUCUUUUGCUUAGUAUUGGUUUAUGGCCCUACAAGCAAUCAAAACUCGUUUUUUUACAACAGAUCUUACUUUUUGGGCUUCUGAUAAGUUUUGUCAUAUACCAGCUUAUCAUAUUUUUCAUCACGGAAUUCACAAUUGGUUUUGCCAUCACAGUAUUCUCUUUCAUAUUAUUUUAUAUUGUAUUUAUAAUUAAAUACAAUUCAUUUUUAAUUAAUGGUCAAGCCGUAAAAAGUUUAUUGGAGCAACUUAAGCAUAUUUGUAACGAGCUUAGAGACGAAAACGAAAUUGAUGUUAUGAAAAGAUAUGCAAGCAAUACAAAACGUUAUACAGCUAGAAUUAUACUAUUUACGCUCGUCGCUCUACCUACUAUUGUAGUGAUGUCAAUGUGGCCAUAUAUUCUCGACAUUGUUAAACCCAAAAAUGAGUCUCGAUCAGAUUUCUUGAUGCAACUCUUGACUGCGCACUUUGCGAAUCCAGACAAAUAUCGUUAUUUAAUAUUGCUAUACGUGAAUACAACGUUUUGCGUAGGGGGAAUUGCAACGAUAGCGACAGGAACGAUGCUCAUCGGUUAUCUUAAAUAUGCUUGUGGAAUGUUUAGAAUUGCGAGCUACCGGAUUGAACGAGCAAUGACGAUUAACAAUUUACACAAUAAUUUUGAGAACGAAACUGUGACUUAUAAAAGGAUUAUUUACGCUGUAGACGUACAUCGUAAAGCUAUGGAGUUCUGCAAGUCUUUCAUGUCCAGUUUUGAAAGAACGUUUUUCGCAUUAAUAGCGGUUGGUGUGAUUAAUUUAAGCCUCAAUCUUUAUCGAGUUUUUCAAUCCGUAUCAGAUGGAAAUAGCAAAGAAGAAAUCAUAAUACAUUUCAUAAUUGUAAUUAUCUCACUUUUAUACAUGUUUCUAGCGAACUAUGCUGGACAAGAAAUUACGGAUCACAAUAAUCACAUAUUUUCCACCGUAUAUAAUGUUGAUUGGUAUAUAGCACCAUUGCAUACACAGAAGAUAAUAUUAUUCCUGUUACAAAUGGGCAACAAAGCUUUCGGUCUGAAUGUGGGAGGAUUGUUUAUAGCAUCUCUAAAUUGUUUUGCAUCACUGGCAAGUGCAUCGAUAUCUUACUUCACCGUUAUAUAUUCAACGCAGACGCAUUGACGUGUGGAUAUAUUAUCUAAUACUCUAUUAAAGAAUUAAAUUUAUACGACUUACCGAACCGAUGCACAACGAACGGACAUACUCAAUCACGAAGCUGCGGUGGUACUGUAACACACAAACACAAGAUUUAAAAAUUAAAACUGGUAGUGGAUACCCUAAUAUUAAAUAUUAAAAAUUUUAAUGUUUAUAUUAAAUGUUUUAUUUUUUAAACAUUUACCCUUAUAAUGUAACAGUUUGAAUGUUUGAGUAACAGACUUAAAUAAUGCUUACAUAUAGUAAUCCCAUUAUAUUACUAUUAAAUAGCUUUUUGUUACAAUUUAAUUUAAAAAUGAACUAGAAGAUAUAUAAAAUUAUAAAAAGUGUAAAGUACACAUAUAAAAUUGCACAAGAAAUAUUAGCAGGAAGAUCCAACUGUGACCUAAUAAGACUCAUUUUUAAUUAGAGGUGUUUUUACAAACCAAUCUAUAUUCUCCUAUUACUUUUUAUUACUUUUUAUCAAUAUAAAAUUUGAAUACAAAAUUUUUUAAAUAAUAUAUUACAAUUACUAUUAUAUUGUACUAUACAUACGUAUAUUAUAUAUUGUUAUAUUGUUUUUUUAAUA